Linum trigynum is the source of this 2704-nucleotide messenger RNA. The record is from the annotation of a GenBank genome assembly. NCBI's taxonomy places the organism in Eukaryota, Viridiplantae, Streptophyta, Magnoliopsida, Malpighiales, Linaceae.
UCUUCUUUUUACUACUCUUUAUUGUUUUUCGUUCACUUUCACUCUUUCAGGUCUCGCAAGAUCGACAGAGUUUUGCUGGUUUUCUAAUUUCACACACGCCGCCGGUCGCCGGAUUUUCCUCUCUCCCAACUUCAUAGAGUCAUCAGUUUGAGGGAGCUGCUCUCUGUGUCGUUGAAAGCGAAGACACGGAACGGAACCGCCGGAAGUUACUUUUCCAUCGGGCCUCUCUUCGGCCGUCGAGAUUUCCGAAAUGGAAGAUUUCAAGAAAGCAAUCCUUCAGCCUGGGCCGCCUGAGAAUUUCGCUCUUCAAACUGUACAAGAGUUCAUCAAACCUCAGAGGCAAACAAAAUUAGUGCAAGAUGAGAAUCAAUUGUUGGAGAACAUGCUCCGGACGUUACUUCAAGAGCUUGUGUCUUCUGCAGCACAGUCAGGGGAGCCGAUAAUGCAGUAUGGACAAUCAAUUGAUGAUGAAGAAAGUUCUCAGGGCCUAAUCCCUCAUCUCUUAGAUGUUGUGCUUUAUCUCUGUCAGAGAGAACAUAUUGAAGGUGGAAUGAUAUUUCAGCUGCUGGAAGACUUGACGGAAAUGUCCACAAUGAGGAAUUGCAAAGACGUAUUUGGCUACAUAGAGGGUAAACAGGACAUACUUGGGAAGCAAGAACUUUUUGCUCGUGGAAAACUUGUCAUGCUGAGGACUUGUAAUCAACUUCUCCGCCGACUCUCAAAGGCAAAUGAUGUUGUUUUCUGUGGACGGAUUCUCAUGUUUCUGGCACACUUUUUCCCAUUAUCAGAGCGUUCAGCGGUCAACAUCAAAGGAGUUUUCAACACAUCAAAUGAGACGAAGUAUGAAAAGGACCCACCAGAAGGCAUUUCCAUUGACUUCAACUACUACAAAACAUUGUGGAGUUUACAGGAAUUCUUCUGCAACCCUGCCUCCUUAACUGUUGCCCCAGCCAAGUGGCAGAAGUAUACGUCUAGUCUGACGGUUGUGUUGGAUACCUUUGAAGCACAACCAUUGAGUGAGGAAGAAGGAGAUGCAAAUAAUUUGGAGGAAGAGGCAGCAUCUUUCAAUAUAAAAUAUCUUACUAGCAGUAAUUUGAUGGGACUUGAGUUAAAAGAUCCAAGCUUCCGACGCCAUGUUCUUGUACAAUGCCUUAUAGUCUUUGAUUAUCUUAAGGCUCCUGGUAAACUUGACAAGGAUGUCACUUCUGAAACUAUGAAAGAAGAGAUAAAAUCCAUUGAGGAGCGUGUGAAGAAAUUACUCGAGAUGACUCCUCCUAAAGGAAAAGAUUUUCUUCGCAAGAUUGAGCAUAUACUAGAACGUGAAAAAAACUGGGUUUGGUGGAAGCGUGACGGAUGCCCUCCAUUUGAAAAACAACCAGCAGAGAAGAAAUCAGCCCAGGAAGGGAAUAAGAAACGUAGACCUAGGUGGAGAUUGGGAAACAAAGAACUAUCCCAGUUGUGGAAAUGGGCAGACCAGAAUCCUAAUGCUUUGACUGACCCUCAGCGUGUACGGACUCCUUCAAUCACGGAAUAUUGGAAGCCCUUGGCUGAAGAUAUGGACCCGGCAGCAGGAAUUGAAGCAGAAUAUCACCACAAGAACAACCGAGUAUAUUGCUGGAAAGGUCUGCGGUUUUCAGCAAGGCAAGACCUUGAGGGUUUUUCCAAAUUCACUGACCUUGGUGUUGAAGGAGUAGUUCCUCUAGAAAUUCUGGCACCUGAGGUCCGGUCCAAGUACCAGGCUAAACCGAGUGACAGAUCUAAGCGUGCCAAGAAGGAAGAAGUCAAGGGCGGGUCACAACCAUCAGAAGAAGCUCAGGUUGCAAGCGAGAACGACGGUGAAGGCGCUAGGCCAGUUGAAGCCUUGGCCGCACCAAUGGAGACUGAUGCAGCUGCAGGAACUGUGAACACUUCCCAAGAUGGUGGUACUCCUCCAACAGCGGAGGAGGAACAAAAGCUUAACUCAGAUACUGAUGUGGGUCAAGAAGCAGGGCAACUGGAAACCGAUGGACCGCUUGAACCGGACCGUGAAGCGGUAGAAACUGUGAUGGCUGACGGGGAGACUGACGCAGAGGCUGAUAUAUAAGCUGUGAGCUGAAUAGUCUCUUAAUCAAAGAGCCCGGACUUGAAUGUGGCAGCAAAAACAGUGAUGGUGCCCACUUAGGUCUCGUUUCUGAGGCGCUUGAUAAGUUGCCAUUGUUUUUACCGAACUGUGAUGAGAUAGUAUGAAGCAAACAUUUUGUUAUGUCAUUUGAUGGCAGCUCCUAAUACGUUCUAACAUAACGAACAAAACCUUAGUGUUCCAUUUUGUAGGUGAUAUAGUAAAAAUAAGUGUAUUGUUUCAAUUGUAGAGAAUUGUAACGAUCAAGUCUUUGUAUGUUUCAAUUGUAGAGAAUUGUAACGGUGAAAUCUUUGUAUUGUAUCUGUUUGAUUAAUGGUGUGAUUGUAUCGAUUAUAGAAAUUAAGAGGGAGGAAGAACUCAACUUCGGGGCUGAUUGUUUGAGAAUUGCAAUAACGCAUAUGUUUGUUGCCAUUAAGAACUAUAAUUUCGAAACUUUUUUUGACGCCUAAAGAAAGAAUAUGUUUAAUACAUGUGCUGUGGAUGAACUGGUUUUACGUGAUGUUGCCAUUUUGGAUAAUUAGGUUGUGAGUAACAAUGAAGUGAAAGGACAAAUUAUAUUAUGAAUAAUGAAACGAAAUACAGGGA